Messenger RNA from Ostrinia furnacalis (Asian corn borer), 4261 nucleotides. RefSeq lists its product as uncharacterized. NCBI's taxonomy places the organism in Eukaryota, Metazoa, Arthropoda, Insecta, Lepidoptera, Crambidae. The transcript is spliced from 2 exons. Bases 192 to 3110 code for a protein of 972 amino acids. The record is from RefSeq and is a predicted model, not a curated record.
CGCGCGCCGCCGCGCCGCGCUCGCCGUCGCGCUCGCCGCCGCCCGCGGAGCCGACGCCGCUCGACAACCUGUUGGCCGUCGCGGAGCUGGAGUUCAACCAGCAGCGCGGCGAGGAGCUGGAGCUCGAGCUGCAGGCGAGCGCGGCCGCGCAGUACCCCUUCCUGCCCGACGAGGCGGUCGCGCGGGACGUCAUGUCGUUCGAGCUCGGCGAGCCGAAGCCGGACGAGCUGUUCUUCGACAGAAAGUCGCACGCGCCCGAGCGCGCGGGCGAGGACGACGCUUUCCAAAACGACAUGGUCGUGCACAAGGACCUGUUCGAGACCAUCAGCGAGGCCCAUUACUUGCCGGAGCUGGGCGGCCCCCACGACGAGGAGCUGCUGGAGUCCCUGGUGGAAAAGGGCUGCGAGGACAACCAGAUCCUCGGGCAGGCGCUCGAUAAGUUUACACAUUUAGUUCACGGCUCAGGGGAUUACGUGGAGGAGGAGGAGGACAUUCUGCUGAGUGGGGCGCCGGUCGCGGACAUUAUCGACAGACUGGAGCAGUCGCUGGAGUCCCCCGGCCGCAGCAGCAUCACCGCCGCCCAGGGACUCCUGCAUCUACAUCACAUAGGCGAUCAUCUCCCUCCUCCCUCGGAUCAUCAACAAUCUGUGGAACAAAAUUACAUAUCCGAUGAAGUGUUCGGUCAGGAACCGACGACGGAAUGUCCGAUGGACACGUUGAACGCCAGCACGGAGAUGCAGGGAAGCGACGAAGUGAACCACUUGGAGUACGAGGCGGACGCCGAGAAGAGGCUACAAAAUACCGUGGAGGCUACCGACAUUAUGUAUGCUGAACCUGUACCUGAACCUCAAAAGACUUACGACGAGAAAUCUUUUGUACAACAAGCGCAAGCGCUGCCCGAUCAAAGUGAAAUAGUUGUGCCAACCGAAACGCCAAACCAGUCAGUAGUGAGUGAUAUAACCUGUGAACAACCCGCGAAUAAAACGCAUCUGGAUCAUACACAAAUGUGCGACGACAACAUUCAGUCGUCCAUCAGGUCGGAGGUCGAGUUUCCCAAGGAGCUCGUGGAGACAACGAACACAGAGGAGUUCGCUCCGACAGAUUUGAGCAUAAAGCACGUAGAUACGAGUAUAAAGCAUGUGAGUAAUGUCGUUGCGACUGUGGCAGAAACAACGAAUCACACUGAGGAUAGUUUGUCAGAAAAGAGCGAUGACCAACCUAAAGAUUUGAGCGUGCACCGAAGGCUGCCCACCCCGCAUGCGUCGCCGAGAAGGAUAGACAUACCGCGGGCGCCCUCGCGCGAGUCGGAUGCGAUGCAGUCGCCUCAGCCGAGCGGCAUCCCCGCCGUGCCCUCCUCCCCGGAAAUAUUUACUAUGCCACUAACGAAGAGCAAACAGACACUGUUUUUAGAAACCCUCCUGUCGUCGCCCUCGCCAAAAAUGUAUACGUCCGAAGUUACUAUCACAAAACAACAGUGCGAACCGCUGAAUUUGGGUAAACACAGAAAAUCUGCGAGCCCCACUGUCUCCAGCUGCUCCGAUGAAAUCAGAAAGAUGACGAAAGAGUUCGGGGAGCCCCAAGAGAAGCGAAUCAAGAGGGAAUCGGCGGAAGAUUUAGCCAAAAUAAGUAAAGUGUUUAAUAAAUGCAGUGAGGAUAAAAACUCAGAUCCCAAGCACAAAAAGCCUGAGCCACCUGCUCCGAAGUUGAACGAGGACGCGAGUCCGCUGAAACAGUUGUUGGCUCUGAAACUCAGUCCCGACUUUAACAUUCCAGAUCCAUUAUUAGUUCCAAAAUAUAAACUUAACCAUAUCUUAGCGGCGCCUGCGAAAGAAAUCCCGGCAUUGCUAUUACAAAGGCCGGAACUACGGUUGCCCGAAGCGUUCGCGUAUCCGGCAUUGUUACAAGAUCCCGAUAUAAUCGUCAUAUCAUUAUCACAACUUGAAAAAAUUAUAGAAAACAAUGAAACUCCAAUCACAGCCACAGCAAAACCCAGAGAGACCCCGGCCGCCAAGCCCGCGCCGGCGAAGCCCGCGCCGAGCGCAGAACCCGCGACCUCCACGGCGCCGCAGCCCGACCAAACCAGCCAGCCCAAGCCCAUCCCGUCAAUGGACGCGUUAGCCGGCGAUAUCGACGCCGCCACGUCUGCCGCGCUCAACCAGAUGCUGUGGCUGCCCUAUCUCAGCCAGCUCGAAGCGAUGGCUGCCUGCUCGCAAAACAUGGAUUUCCUGAAAGCUCUAAAUUCCUCCGGAUACUCCGGUGCAAAUUAUCCCGACUUCUCCCAAAUGUUCGGCCAGACGGGUCGGUUUAUGGGCCCCACAGGGUUCCCUAUGAUGCCUCCGAUGGACUACGACAGUCGACUGCAAUUCGCGAUGUGGCAGGAGGCGAUGAAUCACGCCAACGCGACCGCGUCUCAAAGAUCGAAAAACGCCACCAUGGACGCCCAGAUGAAAGAUCUCGUGUCGAAGUCGAGCGACGUGCAGAACCCUUACGUGCAUUCCACUAAAAAUACUCAAAGCAAGUCGCACACGUCGGCUCGGACCAGCCCGAUAACGCCCAGCUACAAUAACAGUCAGCGAGCGAUGCCGCAUAAUCCGUUCCUUCAGGGGAUGUAUCCGGGCAUGAACCCGAAUAUUCGGCCGAACAUGCCUCUCCCGGGGCUCCAGAUACCGUAUUUCAAUCCGAACAUGAUGGGCAGCCAGCGUUCCCCGCGGACGCAGAAGAGUCCUACGUCGCCAUACUUCCCGAACAAUAACUACUUGCAGUCGGUGAAGCAAUCUGAGAGUCAGUCUCAUCAGAGAAGCAGCAGUGCUGGGUCGCAGGAGUCGCCGCGGCCGCGGAUAAGUGUGAAGUCGCUGCAUAAUCUGAUGGAGCCGGCGGCGGCGUCGGCGUCCGGCGUGGCUGGGAGGCGGCCGCCGAACCCGCCGCAAAUGGGCCGGCGGCGUGACGAGCCCGAGGUGGGCAGCACUACGCCGCUUGGGGAGCCGCCGCCGCACAUGCCGCCGCAUCCGCACGACCCAGCAUCCUACCACUUAUGGCAUCCGCUGUUUGGCAACCAAAAGGGGUACAACAGCCCAUGGAGUUGGACAACAGUGACCGCGACGGGCGACUGACCGCGGGCCCCGCGCGGGCCGGCGCCCGCGCACCCCCAGUAACGCGGGACGGGAGGGGGCGGGCGGGGGAGAGUGAGGGUGCCCAGUGGUUCCUAAACUGUAGGGUUGGACUUGAUACCCCUUAAUGAUAAUGCGCGGCAAACGUUAAUCGGCAGAUGUCGUUAUUUUUUUAAAUAGUUGAAUUUACGUGAUUGGUUGGCAUAAGUAUUCGGUUAUUUUUAAUCUAUUUUGUUUUAAGGAAAGCGUAGGUGUUCCUAUAUCAUAGAUUGGAAACUUUUUGUUCUAUCGAUACCUAAUUUUGUUACAAUUGGGUAUUAAGCCCUAAACUUUUGAUUUGAAUUAAUCCAGUAGUAAGUAGCGUAAAUUAGAAAAGACAAAAUAGUACCUUUUUUUUUAAUUAGUACCUACGCCAUUUGGACUAUUCAAAUAAGCUCUUAUGAAUUUAGUUUGCAAUUAAAAUAUUCAAAUAAGAACAAUCUAAGACCAGACAAAAUGUAACAACGAUACUUUUGGAAAAUAAUACGCUUACAAAAGUCAAUUUAGUUAUUUUAACAAAUUAUUUUCGUUAAAUUUGCGUGCCAUUAAAUUAGAGAGGGGUAGGUUUGUAACAGUUUGGGAACCACUGUCGUAGGGACUUGAUUUAUAGAAUCAAUGUCAUACCUUUCUCAUGUUUGACAAGACCGCCUAUAAGUCCGACAAUCGAAACAACUGCUGACGGCUCUAAUACACCGAUUUCAAUCUUACGCCAUUGGAAACAUAGUACAUUUUAAUAUGCAAUGAAGUCUUGUAGGUAGUGUAUAAAUUAUCGCCGAUCUCAAAAGUGACAGUUCUGAAAUCGCAAUGUUAAAAUUAAAUGAUUGUAUCUGUACAUAAUAACUUACAAGAUUGAAAUGUUUAUUAAUAAAGUACAUAGAUUGAAAUUGAUAUCGUUAGUAAGACUAAUGACAGCAAAGUAGUAACACUAGGUAAUCAAUUUGACUAGAAAGCAGUUAUCUUUGGGAAUGCAACGUCAUCGGUAGUGUACGUUAGAUUAUAUUACUUGCAUUAGUGCUCCUUCUUUCAUAGAGCAACGAUUCUGUUACUAAACCGAUGUCGAUGUGUUCCAAAAAGACGCCACAAAUUAGCUGUCCCAAUUAAUUUUACUUUCUCAC